Molecule: messenger RNA, 2629 nt
Organism: Bufo gargarizans (Asiatic toad)
Lineage: Eukaryota; Metazoa; Chordata; Amphibia; Anura; Bufonidae
Gene: EEF2K
Product: eukaryotic elongation factor 2 kinase
Exons: 19
Coding region: 278-2491 (737 amino acids)
Biological process (GO): protein phosphorylation
Molecular function (GO): calmodulin binding; calcium ion binding; ATP binding
Source: RefSeq, a predicted model, not a curated record
CAGCAGGAAUUGAGUGGCAGGCGGGGCCCGGGUCUUCCUGUGCUGCUAUGCUGCGGGGGGCUCAGUAGUGAGAGGACAGGACAGGAGGGUGCACACUGCUGGCCUGCUGCUCAUUCAUUGUGUGCCAGCUUCUUGCCCCCUCCAGGACAUCACUUACCGUCCCCAGCCUUCUGCAGGCUGUGUGCCAUCUGUACAAGGCCCGCUCCUGAAUGCUAAUCUACAGCGGCAGUCUGGCUAUUUCAGUCAUUACGCGAAUAAGCCCUGCUUACCAGCAACCAUGGCAGACGAAGACCUCAUCUUCAGAAUGGAGGGUCUGGAUAACUCUCACAUCUUGAAAGAUCACUGCUCAGAUUACAACAAGGCUGACAGUGAUGAGGAAGAUAACUACUUCAUCUGCCCCAUCACUGAUGAUGUGUCAUCACACAACACGGCGAAGACGAAAAAGACCCGCUUCUUUGAAAACCUGAAAAAGGAUACGGAAUAUGGGAGCAGCUCAUCUCCCAGGAACUCCUUCAGCUUCAAGGAGGCCUGGAAACAUGCCAUCCAAAAAGCCAAGCAGAUGCCUGAUCCUUGGGCCGAGUUUCACCUGGAAGACAUGGAUACAGAACAUGCAAUCCGACACAGGUACAAUGCUGUCUCCGGCCAGUGGGUACAGGAUGUCGUGUUAAUUAAAAUGGCCUCUCAGCCAUUUGGACGUGGUGCUAUGAGAGAAUGCUAUAGAACGAAGAAGCUGUCCAAUUUCUCACACAGUCAGCAGUGGAAAAGCGCCUACAACUAUGUGGCCAAACGGUAUUUAGAGACCGUUGACAGGGAUGUCUAUUUCGAAGACGUCCGCCUACAAAUGGAGGCCAAGUUGUGGGGUGAAGAAUACAACCGACACAAACCACCAAAACAGGUGGACAUCAUGCAGAUGUGCAUCAUCGAAAUGAAAGACAGACCCGGCAAACCUCUCUUCCACUUAGAACAUUACAUUGAAGGCAAAUACAUUAAGUAUAACUCCAACUCCGGAUUCGUCCGAGAUGACAACAUUCGCCUCACUCCGCAGGCUUUCAGCCACUUUACAUUCGAACGGUCGGGCCAUCAGCUGAUUGUCGUAGACAUUCAAGGAGUAGGAGACUUGUACACAGACCCUCAAAUCCAUACAGAGGUUGGAACUGACUUUGGAGACGGCAACUUAGGAGUGCGUGGUAUGGCCUUGUUCUUCCAUUCCCAUGCCUGCAACAAAAUCUGUAAAAGCAUGAGACUGACACCUUUUGACCAUUCCCCUCGAGAAAAAGCCGUGUUGGACAACUGCACCAAGAUGCUGCAAACUGCGCAGACGGUUGUACGUGGCAUAGAAGAGAAGUGCGGCAGCUCUCGGGUGAGAACCAUGUCUGGAAGCCGCCCGCCUCUGCUUUUCCGGCUUUCUGAGAAUUCUGGAGAUGAGAACAUGAGCGACAUGACAUUCGACUCGCUGCCAAGCUCGCCCUCCCCAGCUACCCCUCAGGGUCACGGAUGGCCGAUUUUCAAUGAGGUUGAUAACUUGAAUAAUGAACACAAUAACAACCUAGAUAACCACAGAGACUCUGAAAACGGUGGCGACAGUGGUUGUCCCAGUGAGAAGAGAAGUGAAUCUGAUGAAAUGGAGCACAGGGCUCAUGGCAAUUAUAACCGGAGGCGGUUUGAGUCCGAGUCGGAGGACAGCUUUGGGAAGAGCAAAUGUCAUAUAAUUAAAGCCAAUGCGAACCCUAUAAACAGCCCCCGGAGUAAACUGGUGUCCGUGGAGAAGUGGAACCAGUUCCAUGCAUCCCGUGUGCAUAUUCACCGCUCUUCUUGUGUUGCGUCAGAAGUGCAAAGACUUAACGACCUGGAACUAGAAAAGAAAAUUGGGAAAUCCAUCCUGGGGAAGGUUCACUUGGCCAUGGUACGCUAUCAUGAGGCAGGACGUUUUUGUGAAAAAGAUCAGGACUGGGACCAAGAAUCUGCCCUAUACCACCUGGAACAUGCUGCUGACUGUGGAGAACUGGAGGCCAUUAUUGGCCUUGGGCUUAUAUAUUCUCAGCUGCCCCAUCAUAUCCUGACUGAUGUAUCUGUGGAGGCCACAGAGAAAAACAAAGUUAAAGGAUUUAACUAUUUAUUGAUGGCUGCAGAAGCAGGCGACCGGCCCGCCAUGAUUCAUGUUGCUCGAGCUUACGACACUGGCAUAAACCUUGGAACCGACAGGUUACAAGACUGGCAGGAGGCUCUGUUUUGGUACAAUGCUGCACUAAACAUGACUGAUUAUGAUGAAGGAGGGGAAUAUGAUGGUACCCAAGAUGAACCCAAGUACCUGCUGCUAGCUAGGGAGGCUGAGAUGCUGCUUACUGGGGGAUGUAAACUGGAGAACGACCCACAGCGAUCUGGUGAACUUUACACAGAAGCUGCAGAGGCUGCAAUUGAGGCCAUGAAAGGAAGACUUGCAAAUCAGUACUAUCAGAAGGCAGAGGAAGCCUGGGCCCUCAUGGAGGAAUGAAUCUCGCCCGAAAAGCAUCGAACAUGGCAGCUGAAAAUACUCCUCGAAUAAGGAUUAUAUUUUAUAUUGGUUCUAAAAUUAUUUUAUUGUCGCUGGACUCUCCUAAUACAUGUUUACACUGAUAAAAAAAAAAACUUU